Molecule: messenger RNA, 345 nt
Organism: Aspergillus nomiae NRRL 13137
Lineage: Eukaryota; Fungi; Ascomycota; Eurotiomycetes; Eurotiales; Aspergillaceae
Exons: 1
Coding region: 1-345 (114 amino acids)
Source: RefSeq, a predicted model, not a curated record
AUGAAGGUCGCCACUAUCGCAUCCGUUCUCUGCCUCGCUGCCACCCAGCUUGUCGCUGCGGACACCAUCACCUCAACGGCGACAAGUACGAUCACUAAAACGGUGUACCGUGUUACCGCCCAAACUGCCGCUGAAAGUCUGUCGGCCACGCCUCUUGGUUCUUCUGCAGCCUCUACGGGCUCGGUGGCCUCCAGCCAUGCGCACCACGCCAGUACUGCGUCGGGUAGCUCGGCCAGCACGGCUAGCCCGUCAGUUACUCUGAGCUCCGCUGCUGGAGUCUUUGACGCCAACAUGCCCGUUGCGCUCGUUGCUGGCUCUGUAGCUGUCUUGUUGGGCUACCUGUAG